CACUUAACUAAUCUUGCCGCCACCGCAAACAGGCGCCCGAGCUCGGAAUCUCAUCUCAUCCAGUCCCUUCGGCCACUCCGCCGGCAGGUCAAGACAAAAAUCUCAUCACUGUGUACUGUAGUUCAGCGGCAGCAAAGCUCGCUCUGAUUUCGAGCUCGCCAAUGGCCGAUGGGCCAGUGACCGCGACCUCCUCCAUGGCGGUCCCCUCCGCGCGCCGUAACCGGGCGCUCCUACCGACAGUCUCCGUGGCUCGCGAGCCGGCGCGCGCGUGGGCAGCGGCUGGCGCGGAGGGAAGGGCGCGGAGAGGGAAGGAGGCUGAGGUGGAGGACGAGAAGGAAGCGGGGAGGCGGCGGAAGGAGGAGGUGAACCGGAAGAUCGCGUCCCGGAAAGCGCUGUCCGUCAUCCUCCGGCGCGAGGCCACCAAAGCGGUUCUCGACAAGCGUAAGCCCGGCAAGGGCACGCGCCGCCUCCUCCCCGGCACCGUCCUCGAGGCCCUGCACGACCGCGUCGCGGCCCUCAGAUGGGACUCCGCCCUCAAGGUGUUCGAGCUAAUGCGGGACCAGGUGUGGUACAAGCCUCACAUAGGCAUAUACAUCAAGCUCAUAACCAUGCUCGGCAAGUGCAAGCAGCCGGAGAAGGCGCACCAGCUCUUCCAGGCGAUGAUUGACGAGGGUUGCGCGCCCAACCUCCAGUCCUACACCGCCCUAGUCUCCACGUAUAGCAGGAGCGGCCGCUUCCGUGAAGCAUUCGACCUGCUUGACCGGAUGAAGGACACUCCAGGUUGCCAGCCUGAUGUGCAGACAUACUCGAUUCUCAUUAAGUCAUGCUUACAUGCUUAUGAUUUUGAGAAGGUGAAGAGUUUGCUGGCUGAUAUGGCACGAGCGGGCAUUCCGCCUAACACCGUCACCUAUAAUACAUUGAUCGAUGCCUAUGGGAAAGCAGGAAGGUUUGCUGAGAUGGAAUCAACUCUUCUGAAGAUGUUGUCACAAAAUUGCAAGCCUGAUGUGUGGACAAUGAAUUCUACUCUCAGAGCUUUUGGCAGUAGUGGUCAGAUUGAGACAAUGGAAAGCUGCUACGAGAAGUUCCAGGCCUCUGGUAUUGUCCCAAACAUUAAGACCUACAAUAUCUUACUCGAUUCCUAUGGCAAAGCCAAAAUGUAUGAGAAGAUGGGAGCUGUGAUGGAAUACAUGCAGAAGUACUACUAUUCUUGGACAAUAGUCACAUACAAUGUAGUGAUUGAUGCAUUUGGAAGGGCCGGAGACCUCGAGCAGAUGGAAUAUAUAUUUAGGCUAAUGAAAUCUGAGCGUAUAAAGCCCAAUUGUGUUACACUCUGUUCAGUGGUUAGAGCAUAUGGAAGAGCUGGGGAAGUUAAGAAAAUAAAGACAGCGUUGAGAAUCAUUGAGAAUUCUGACAUAACAUUGGAUAUUGUGUUCUUCAACUGUUUGGUGGAUGCAUAUGGGAGGGUGGGGUGCUUGGCAGAGAUGUGGGAUAUUCUUGAUUUGAUGAAGGAGCAUAGAUGCAAACCAGACAAGGUAACCUGCACUACCAUGAUCAAAUGGUUUCUCAUCAAAGGAAUCGACGAUCAUCGUGUUCAGUACCUACGUGAUCUUAAAGAUGGGCGAGCAAAAGAUGAUACAUAGGAGUGAAAACAAGAAAAACUCUUGGAGCAGUGACUUUCGUAUAUAUUUUUUUAAAGGAACGAAUGGAUCUUUCGGAGCCUCGGUUUACAAUUACAUACAUGCAUCGAUCUCACUGACUUACUACUGAAUCAAACAUUACUCAGAUACCAUGAGUCACACUGCUCACUGACUUAUGUGCUGCAAGAGCUAUAUAGGGACAUCUUAAAAAAAAGCUACUAAUGGUUGAUAAGGUUGAAGCAAAUUUUGGUGAGUGGCCAAUAAUGAACAAUACUGGAAUAUAAAGAUGAUACUGGGAAAAGGGACACGUUUUAGACGCAGAAGAGACAAGACAUGCUGGUGAAAUUGAUCAGAUUCUGCUAUCUGUUCUGACUUGAUGUAUCGACACAGCUGAACAUGACUUGUACUGUUGACUAGUGCAAAGGCUUUACAGCCUGUUUGGUAUCGACACCCCCUCACUCUUUACUUUUUGUAUGAUUUGUGGAAUGGAAUAAGUUGUUCCAUCACUAUCUGUAACGCAUAAAAUUCUAUUUUGGGAUCUGUAAGAGUUUCUCUAAAAAGAUUAAGAUGACUCUUAAUAUGGAUUCCUCACUUUUGAAGUUA
This is a messenger RNA of Zea mays, 2240 nucleotides long. Its product is annotated as pentatricopeptide repeat-containing protein At5g48730, chloroplastic. The record is from RefSeq and is a predicted model, not a curated record. The transcript is spliced from 3 exons. Bases 162 to 1640 code for a protein of 492 amino acids. Lineage: Eukaryota; Viridiplantae; Streptophyta; Magnoliopsida; Poales; Poaceae. Gene Ontology annotation, molecular function: mRNA binding; protein binding.